AAUAAGGGCUUUAUGUUCAGGUUUUCAUAAUAAUCAACUUCUUUUUUCUUUGUUAUUUGAAGUCAGACAAAUUAUUUUCAGACACAUUUUAACAACAACUACAAAACUACUCCAGUUUCCAAAAUCAAACAUCAACGCAGGUAUAUAAAAUAAUAUUUUUAUUCAGUGGAUGUUUCUUUUGUUGCGCAUAUUCUGCGCAGCUUUGUUGCUCUUGAACGCGCCAUCGAAAUGAACUCUGGGAAGGAAAAGAUGGCGGGAUGUUCAAAAACUCUGCUGACUGGUCGAAUUAAUAAUAAAAUAAAGUGUAAAUAAUAAAGUGCAGUGUAGCGACAGUAACCGGAGACCGUUCACCGGCGGAGGUGUUGACGGUGAGCCGGUGCCAUGAAGCGAGGCGGCAGAAAGUUGGACCCUCCGGCCGAUCUGACGGGGUCUCCGCUGGAGCAGCAGGCGGCCAAAGUCAAACCAAACCGCCUGAGCAGGAGCUUCAGACAGACUCAGACAGCGGCGGAGGUCGGUUCACCAAAGAGCCAGCGUUCCGAUUUUAAGACCCCGACCAGGAUCCCCAGAUCCAGAUCGGCUGCUGGUUUCAGUGGAGAGUCUCCGCACAACGACUCAGACUUUCAGCACGACAUCAUCUGGGACGCCACCUCGCCUUCACCCAACAGACUCAGUAAAAGAGGCAGAAAACAGCCGUCCGGAGCCGUGGACAUCUCAGAGAUCGUCAACAGAAUCGCUCCAAAGCAUGGCAGACCGGAGGUGGCAGAGCCGACGUUACAGCAGUGGAUCGGAGACAGCGCCACCAUCCCCUGCACUCCAGACGUCCAAGUCCCCAAACCCAAGAAGAAAUCUCCGAGGCCGAACGGAGUGGACGACCUGCUGAAACUGGCCAAGCAGUUUGACUUCAACAUGUUUCAUCAGGACGAGGAGGAGGUGGAGGAGGUGGAGGACGUGCUCCAGCAGAGUCCAGAGCUCCUGCUUGAGGACAUCCUGGAUUUUGAGAACGACUUUUUGCCGACCGUGAGCGCAGCAGCCGGGACCGAUGCGCGGGUUGAUCUGGAUCGACAGAUGGAGGAUGAUCUGGAUUUCCUGUUCGAUGGACCGACCCAGCACGUGAGCGGAGCUCUGAGUCAGGCGUCAUCCGCUCUGCCAUCACAGAUUAAAGCUGCUCUCCCUUCUUCGUCCAAAGAGGCUUCUGGGAAACCUCCUGUGAGCGUCAAGUUCGAAGACGACUGGGAAAACGACGACUUGCUAAAUGACUCUCUGGUGCUGGAGAUGACACAGAAUCCACAGAUCUUCGCUGCUCCGAAGCACUGCUCGACUCAGAAACCGGUCGGUGUCGGAAAAUAUCAGAGUUCAGGAGCUGCACUGAUCUGUGGAGACGUUAGAAUCAACCAAUCAGCUGUUUGUAAAACGGCAAAAGACAACGUGAAGCAAAGAGCGACUUUCAAACUGGAGUCAAAUCCUCAUUUCUCUGUGAAGAGAAUCCAGUCAAACCCUGAGGUGGCUUUCAGCUCAGAAGCUGCAGGUAAAGCCUCUCAGCAGACCAGGUUUGGUUCCUCAGCUGAGACCGGAUCUCGUUGUACCUGGCAAACGCUGAACCCAGUGAAGUCGGACCAACAGAAACCACAGUUUCAUCAGAGGACGAGUGUUUCCAGCUCCGUGUCUCCAGCUGCUAAACCAGCUCAGAGGUUUCCAAACAAAUCUGAGGUGGUUUCCUCCCACGUCGAGCCGGCCGCCGUCUCUGACUUCCUGGACCACGACCUGGAGGCCUUCUUCGCAUCUGACCUGGUUUGGGACGACCCGGUCGACGAUGACCUGCUGUGUGAACUGUGUGAAGACCUGGAGAACCAGAUCCAGAACCUGGAGAACACGUCAGCCAGACAGAGUCCUCUCAUCGGUCAGACGUCAGACCACAGAACAGUUCUGCAGCCGUCCAACAGAACCUGGGACGACAGGAACCAACAACCAGCCAAUCAGAAACCUCUAACACCCAGAGCUGCUCCUGGUGGUUCAGGUGGACCGGCUGCAGGUGUUCAGGUGAGGGACUCUGUCCAAUAUACACAGACAAAACCCACAUCAGGAUCCACCUCCACCUGUCUGCAGGGCAGCAGCUGGGUCCAAUCAGCUGCUGCAGGACCAGGACCACCACAGGGGAAGAUCAACAAAGACCAGUUCACCUUCAAGAGGCCGAACAACCCGGUUUCUACUGUGACUAACAGAGCACUGAAGCCUGUUUCCUCUGCAGCUGUGGGUAAAUGUUCGGCAGCAGAGAUUGAGCUGAAGAAGCAGCAGGCGAUGGAGCGACGACGACAGCGACUUCAGGCUGCCCAGAACCUGAGAACGUGACUGAGACAAAACUGUGGAGCUGAACGAGGUGGUGUUUUAUACUUAAAUCUGAAUCAGCUCAGAAUAAAGAGCUGCUCAGUGUUAGAACAUCUUGUAGACACACGCUCCUGUAAAAUUAAACUGUACAUGUUCUGUAAUUUAAUGUGUAUGUUGUCUGUUCUAUUCCGUCUUCUUUAUUUUGAAAUGUUGGGAAAUAAACUUAAUCACUUUCUAUUUGUUGGAGCUGUGUCGAGAGAGGAGGGAAUCUCAUGUCUCUGAGUUCAUGUUUAGCCUAGCUUAGCAUAAACACUGUGAGCAGGGGGAAACAGUUAGCUACCUUUCUCAUGUGUUCAAACAAAAACAUAAAACAGAUAAUUUGUUCUUUAUGUUUCUAAAUGAAUGAGAUGAAAUGUGCUGAAACUAGGCUAGCUGUUUCCACCUGCUCAGUGUUUAUGCUAAGCUAAGCUAACCAUGUUCCUGACUCCAGCUCUGUGGAAAGACAGUGAAUAAAUCAGUUUCCUAAAAUGUUGACCUGUUAAAUGUUACAUUUCUAGCUAGGGAAAUUAAUAUGAGCAGUUUUUAUUUGAUUUGUUUGAAUGUUGAGGAUUCAUGGAGCAUUUUAGAUUUUAUCAGCCACAAACUGAAGUCUCUGUUUUUUGAAAAUGUUGCCGCUCUGUGUUAUUUAAUCUUUAAACAUGUCAAAUGUUAUUGUUCAGAAGGUUCGAAACAAACAUUAAUGAAGCUGUUCGUAAAUAAAAUUAGCUUGAAUUUGAUUUCGGUAAAAAAAAAUCUCGUGAGUUCAUCUCUGAGUUAUUUGACAGAGCUAGGCUAACAGUUUGCCCCUGCUUCCAGUCUUUGUGCUAAGCUAGGCUAAACACUUUAUUGCAAGGCGAACUGAAAUGACAGACUGUUCCUUUAAGAUCCUUCUGUGUUGCUGAAAAACAGAUUUAUUUCUACUUUGUUUCUCCUUAAAUAACUUUUAUUUUCUGUUGAGCACUUUAUCAAACUGAUCUGAUGUUUAAUCAAUAGUAAUGAUGUGAUAUUGUUAUUGAUCGUGUGAACUGUGUAAAGCAGCAGUGUGAAGGAUUAAUGAGGAUCUGUUGUUGGAAAUAAAACACAAUGAUUCAUAAUUCAGUUUUCAUCAGUGUAUAAUCACCUGAAAAUAACCUCACUCACAGUGAAUCCUCCACACUGGUUCUUUAGAUUUCAAUAAAAAUUGAGCUAUAUUGUUCAUGUUGA
Lates calcarifer (barramundi perch) is the source of this 3564-nucleotide messenger RNA. It is a transcript of the gene etaa1a, whose product is annotated as ETAA1 activator of ATR kinase a. The coding region runs from base 382 to 2346 and encodes 654 amino acids. NCBI's taxonomy places the organism in Eukaryota, Metazoa, Chordata, Actinopteri, Centropomidae. The record is from RefSeq and is a predicted model, not a curated record. The transcript has 6 exons.